AUGGCAGGUCCCGACUCAGAAUCCGGUCCCGAGUCCGGUCCCGACUCCGAGUCCGGUCCCGACUCCGAGUCCGGUCCCGACUCCGAGUCCGGUCCCGACUCCGAGUCCGGUCCCGACUCGAAGUCCAGUUCACACUCCGAGGCCGAUCCAAACUCGAAGUCCGUUCCAACUCCGAGGCCGAUCCCGACUCAGAUGAACUCGGAGGCCGUCCCGGGUCGGAGACAGCUCCCAACUCAGAAUACGAUUCCGAUUCGGAAGCCGUCUCCGACCCGGUGGGACUCAGAGGCCGGUCCCCACUCGGGUACAGGUACCAACUCUGAAUACGGUCCCGACUCAGAGCACGGUCCCGUCUCAGACGUUGGUCCCGACUCAGAGGCCAAUCCCAACUCGGUCCUGGGAGAGAGUCCAGGCCCGAGUCAGAGUCCAGUCCCGAGUCGGGGUCCUGUCCCGAGUCAGGAGCCGGUCCCGAGUCAGGGGCCGGUCCCGACUCAGAGUCCGAGUCCAGUCCCGACUCAGAAGCCGGUCCCAAGUCAGGGGCCGGUCCCGACUCAGAGUCCGGUCCCAAGUCAGGAGCCGCUCCCGACUCAGAGUCCGGUCCCGACUCAGGAGCCGGUCCCAAGUCAGGGGCCGGUCCCGACUCAGAGUCCGGUCCCAAGUCAGGAGCCGCUCCCGACUCAGAGUCCGGUCCCGAGUCAGGAGCCGCUCCCGACUCAAGUCCAGUUCCGAGUCAGGAGCCGGUCCCGACUUAGGGUCCAGUUUCCGUGUCAGGAGCCGGUGCCGUGUCAGGAGCCGGUCCCGACUCGAGUCCAGUUCCGAGUCAGGAGCCGGUGCCGUGUCAGGAGCCGCUCCCGACUCAGAGUCCGGUCCCGACUCAGGAGCCGGUCCCAAGUCAGGGGCCGGUCCCGACUCAGAGUCCGGUCCAAGUCAGGAGCCGCUCCCGACUCAGAGUCCGGUCCCGAGUCAGGAGCCGCUCCCGACUCAGAGUCCAGUUCCGAGUCAGGAGCCGGUCCCGACUCAGGGUCCAGUUCCGUGUCAGGAGCCGGUGCCGUGUCAGGAGCCGGUCCCGACUCAGAGUCCGGUCCCAAGUCAGGAGCCGGUGCCGUGUCAGGAGCCGGAUCCGACUCAGAGGCCAGUUGA
Messenger RNA from Poeciliopsis prolifica (blackstripe livebearer), 1137 nucleotides. Its product is annotated as cell surface glycoprotein 1-like. NCBI's taxonomy places the organism in Eukaryota, Metazoa, Chordata, Actinopteri, Cyprinodontiformes, Poeciliidae. The transcript has 2 exons. The coding region runs from base 1 to 1137 and encodes 378 amino acids. The record is from RefSeq and is a predicted model, not a curated record.